AUCCGUAUCUGCAUUAACAAAGUUUAAGACAAUACACUCGAAAUUUCGGAGAAGGGUUUUAAGCUUUUAAUCGAUUAAUCACGUUUUACCCUAAAACCCUAAACUCAAACAUGGAUGAAGGUGGUGCUAAACCAGUGUGCGCUCAAGAAGCUCUCGAUCUGUUGAAUUGUGUAACUCAAUCUUCAUCUUUCGAUCAAGAUAAAUGCCUCAAGCUUUUAAAUUCGUUGCGCGAGUGCGUACUCGCCAAGAUGGCAAUCGACUCUGGUGUGAAAUUCGAAGUGGAAAGGUUCGACGGAACGGGCAAUUUUAGAUUAUGGGAAAGGAGGGUUAAGGAUCUGUUGGCUCAACAAGGUUUACAGAAGGCACUGCGUGAGACGAAACCGACAGACAUGGCUGAUGAUGAUUGGUUAGAGCUGCAGGAGAAGGCCGCAGGGUUGAUACGUCUAUGUGUAUCAGAUGAGGUGAUGUAUCAUAUCCUAGAUUUAACGUCUCCGAAGGAGGUUUUGGAUAAACUGGAGAGUCAGUAUAUAUCCAAGACGCGAAUGAACAGAUUGUUCACAAAGAUGCGACUAUACAGUUUGAAGAUGCGGGAAGGAUCUGAUUUGCAACAACAUGUCAAUACCUUCAAUAACAUAAUCACCGAACUUGUGAAGCUUGGGGUAAAGAUCGAUGAUGAGGAUAGUGCAAUUAUGUUGUUAUGCUCGUUACCAAGCUCUUACAAGCACUUGGUGAAUACUCUUAUCUAUGGGAAAGACACUAUCAGUCUCAAUGUAAUUACUGCUACACUCUUGUCUCAUUCUCGAAUGAGCCAGAAUGUAGAGGUAGGAACUCAAGGUAAAGGUCUGUAUGUGAAGGAGAGCCAAGAUCAUGGGCAGAUUAAAGGUAAAGCAGGUUCUGGAAAGAUGUCUAAAUCCAAGAACAGAAAAAUAGCAGAGUGCUAUAGUUGCAAACAGAUCGGACAUUGGAAGAGAGAUUGUCCCCUACGAAAGUGAAGAAAUUUUCCCUAGCUGGGCAGGAACAACAGGAAACUAAUACGAGCGACAAGAAGGCUUAAUUAUGCAUUGGUAUCACAGCUUUCCUCGUCCUAUUUAAUUCAUAGUUUCAUGUAUCAUCAACUCCCAUUAACCACAGGUUUUACCAUUUGAUCUCAGUUUUGAUGUGCAGAAACUGUAUACUUUCACACAGUAUAUCCCCAAAUAAUUCUGAUUUUAAUAAUUUUUGGAUAAUUUUGGAAGGUGAAAUCAAUGGCAUGCAGUUUUCAUA
Trifolium pratense (red clover) is the source of this 1263-nucleotide messenger RNA. RefSeq names its product retrovirus-related Pol polyprotein from transposon TNT 1-94. The record is from RefSeq and is a predicted model, not a curated record. Gene Ontology annotation, molecular function: zinc ion binding; nucleic acid binding. The transcript has 3 exons. Lineage: Eukaryota; Viridiplantae; Streptophyta; Magnoliopsida; Fabales; Fabaceae. Bases 111 to 992 code for a protein of 293 amino acids.